AUGUCGGAUAUGGAGCUGCCGAACAAAGAUGAAAUCUCAGGUCAAGUCAAAGCAUCCGAGUUCAAGGCCCCUGAGCCAGAGCCUGAAAUUCAAGCUUCCUUACACAGAUCCCGAAUACUGAGAAAGCUGGAUAUGCGUAUCUUACCAAUGAUGCUCAUUACUUACGGUCUUCAAUUUCUCGACAAAGCGGUUCUAGGCUACGCUGCUGUUUACACAUUCAGAGAGGAUACUCAUCUCCAUGGACAACAGUAUAGCUGGGUUGGGUCAAUAUUUUACUUCGGUUACUUUUUAUUUGAGUAUCCUCUCGCCAGUCUUCUCCAUUCAUUCCAUGCAUCAGUAUAUCUUGGGUUUUUUAUUAGUGCAUGGGGAAUUUGUGUUCUUAUGACCAACUUUUGUACCAGUUUUGCUGGACUUAUGGUGAAUAGGUUCGUUUUGGGAGCAUUGGAGUCUAUUGUGGCUCCUAGCUUUGUGCUCAAUGGUAUACGCAAGAGGAGCAGCCCAUUUCGACAAGUGAUUUGGUUCGCAGGUACUCCAUUAUUUGGUAUCUUUGGUGGUCUUCUGGGCUAUGCCUUUGGGUUUACUCACGCAGCAGUUUCACCAUGGCGUUUGCUCUAUAUCGUCUUUGGUUCAAUCACAGCUGUUUGGAGCAUCUUUUUUGCCCUUUUCUUCCCCACAUCUCCUGAUAAAGCAUCAUUCCUGACUGAAGAUGAACGUGCAUACUCUGCACUGCUGAGCCAAGAAAGGCAUAAUUCCUUCGAGUCGAAGUGGAAAUGGUCCCAGGUCAAAGAAGCAUGCCUCGAUAUUAAGACUUAUCUUUUCUUUGCUAUCGGCAUUGCGAAUACUAUUCCAGCAGGAUCUUUGUCAAACUUCAGCAGUCUGUUGAUCAAAGGAUUCGGAUUUACCUCUGUCCAAACACAGCUUAUUGGAAUUCCGUCCCAUGUUAUUCAAAUUUUAUCACUCUUGAUUAGCGGUUUAAUUGCAACCAAAACCAAGGAUCUACGCCUGAUCAUCAUGUCCUUCUGCGUGAUUCCCUCGAUAAUCGGAACUGCCCUGGUAUAUACGCUCCCACACACCAACCAAUGGGGUAGAGUUGUGUCUAUUUGGAUAAUUUAUACGAACUCAGCAAGCUUGGCUGUCUCAUUUUCGGUCAUUGGAGGUAAUGUUGUCGGUUUCACUAAGAAAACCACAACGACCUUUGUCCUUUUCCUCGGAUAUUGUAUUGGAAAUCUGAUUGCUCCUCAAUUCUUUUUGAGCCGAGAGGAGAAAUCGGGCUAUCCGACUGCUAUCAUAGCAAUGAUCGUAUCGUUUGCGGCUCUUUUCAUCAUCCCUCUUGCACUCAGGUACCUUUAUGCUAUGGAAAACAAGCGACGAGACCUACAUGCAGCGGAAUCUGGAUGCGAAUGGCCUGAAGUAGACGAUGUCGAUCUGACAGACAUUGAGGACCGAAGCUUUAGAUACGCCCUUUAA
Penicillium taxi is the source of this 1467-nucleotide messenger RNA. RefSeq lists its product as uncharacterized. Gene Ontology annotation, biological process: allantoate transport; transmembrane transport; tripeptide transport. The transcript has 7 exons. Gene Ontology annotation, cellular component: plasma membrane. The record is from RefSeq and is a predicted model, not a curated record. Gene Ontology annotation, molecular function: allantoate transmembrane transporter activity; dipeptide transmembrane transporter activity. Lineage: Eukaryota; Fungi; Ascomycota; Eurotiomycetes; Eurotiales; Aspergillaceae. Bases 1 to 1467 code for a protein of 488 amino acids.